Scheffersomyces coipomensis is the source of this 2193-nucleotide messenger RNA. RefSeq lists its product as uncharacterized. The record is from RefSeq and is a predicted model, not a curated record. The coding region runs from base 1 to 2193 and encodes 730 amino acids. The transcript has a single exon. Lineage: Eukaryota; Fungi; Ascomycota; Pichiomycetes; Serinales; Debaryomycetaceae.
AUGUCUGAAUUAUACUUCUUUCGGCAUGCUCGACGUAUAGAUCAUGAUUUAAAAUCAAAUGCUUCUGCCACACCAUUAUUUUCAGAUUAUCAACCUUAUGAUCCAUCAUUAUCCACCACUGCCAUCCCUCAAAUUCAACAAAUAGCUCAUGAAAUCUUAUCUACCACAACAGCCUUCGAUGAUGAUACCACCACCACUCAACGUAAGAAUGUCUUCAUUCAUUUUAGUCCUUAUUUAAGAUGUUGUCAAUCAGCAGAUUUAUUAGUAACUUAUUUAAAAAAAUACCUUUCAGAAGCUUAUCCUCAUUAUAAAAUUAAAUUCAGUUUACUUUGUGAUUUUGCCUUAAGUGAAUGGGUUCAUGAUAAAAUGAGAAAUAAACCUCCAUUUCAUGAUUCAAAUGAUGCUUAUGAAAUGUAUACUCCCAAUCUUAAAACUUUACAAAAUAAAAACUGUUGUUCAAAUUUCAGACCUACUAAUACUUUAGGAGGUUACAAUGGUCAUUAUUUAAGUUAUAGUGAUUAUCAAUCAAGAUGCAAAACUUAUUUUCAAAAAUUAUUAGCCACGUAUGAUAAACCGAUAUAUUUAAAAAAUAGAGAUUUGGUCAUUAUAAUAUCUCAUGGUUAUGCCAUUAAUAAUUUUUUAUCAUAUUUCAUAAGUCAUCCUAUAUUUGAAGAAAUCCCAGAAUCAAAAUUAAAUUUCGCCAGUCGAGUAUUAAUUGAUAAAGAUGAUAUGUUAUCUGAAGAAGAUGAAUUAAAUCCAGAACAUUAUACUUGGAAAUUAUUUAAAGAUGCUUUAGAUUUAAUGGAAAGAGAACCUGAUCUUGAUACCACUUUGAAUUUGGAUUCAGAUAUUGUCUAUUAUAAAACCAACUUUAUAAAGCGUGAUGAUUAUAUUCGAGGUGAUUUCACUAAUCCUAUUGAUCAUAAUUUAAAAGAAGAAGAUGAAAGACCAAGACCUUCAUUCAAAAUGUAUCAACCAAAACCAAGUGAUAAAGCUCUCAUCGCUAAUAAAGUUCAUAAACCUAUCAAUUAUAAUCAUAUAUGUCCUGCUGCCAAAGAUUGGGAUCCUAAAAAGAUCAAAGAAUUUCAAAUUAAGAAUGAAUUUCUUUUAAAAAUGAUUAAUGAUGAAGCAUUUAAAAAGAAUUUCGAUUUAAGUCGUCAUCCAUCUAAACCUAUUACACCUGAAGUAUCACCAAAUUCAGAACCAAGUAGGAAUAACUCCGUUAUUGAUUUAUCAAAAUUAGUGGAAACUGACGAGAAUUAUAAACCGCUUAAAUUACGAUAUUCAAGUAGUCCAGACGUUUCAAUCCAUGAUUUGAAUUCCAAAGUGAAUUCUCAAGUUAAUCUUGCCCAAUAUCGUCGUUCACCAACUGCUUCGUCAAAUGAAGGUUCAGCUGUCGAUUUAGCAAGGUUAAUGGCAGCCAUAAAUAUGAGACCAUUAUCUCAACCUGGUGCUAUUCAAAUACAAAGAUUCGAUGAUUAUGGUUCAUCUUCCAAUGAAGAAGGUUCAACUCUGGACUUACCUACAUUAAUAAAUAAUUUCCGAAAGAGAUCAUUAUCAAAUCCUGCUAAUGUUACCGUUCAACAUAAUGCUAAGGAUUCAUAUUUUCCUCUGACAGUAGUGGGAUUGGCCAAAUCAUCAAGUUCAGAAACAUCGUUAGUAUCACCUAAACUUGGAUCUAAUGAAGAAUUGGAUGUUAUAAAGGAACAUCAUAAUGAAGUUUCCAAUUCAGUCUUGCCACCUAUAUCAGCCAUAUCAAGAUCAAGAUCAUUGAAUCAUAAACGUGAAAGUCCAUAUUUCCUUACUAGACUUCAGAAGGAAAAAGAUGAGAGUUUGAAUGAACGGUUAUUUUCAUUAUCAUUCAAUGAUCCGAAGAACAUUAAUAAUAAUAGUAAUGGUUCUGCGUUGACCAAGGUUAAAUCAGGAAAGGGUAGUCAUACAUCAUCACCUCAUGAAGGUAGGUCAAGAGGUAAUUCAAUCAAAUUCAUACCGUCUGUAUUAUCCUAUGAGGAUAAAGAUAAAGAUAACACUAUAGAAUCGAAAAUGAAAACAAAGAUCAAGCCAUUGUUUUAUAAUCUUGAUUCUGAUGAAGACGAUGAAGAUGAAUUCAUAUCUGAAUCAGACAGUCCGGAAAGCAGUUCAGAGAAAAGGAAACCAAAUGAUUAUAUAUGGUUUGGAAAUAAUAGAAAUUAA